Plodia interpunctella (Indianmeal moth) is the source of this 3178-nucleotide messenger RNA. It is a transcript of the gene Apn2, whose product is annotated as aminopeptidase N-like. Gene Ontology annotation, cellular component: cytoplasm. Gene Ontology annotation, molecular function: peptide binding; metalloaminopeptidase activity; zinc ion binding. The coding region runs from base 92 to 2938 and encodes 948 amino acids. The record is from RefSeq and is a predicted model, not a curated record. Lineage: Eukaryota; Metazoa; Arthropoda; Insecta; Lepidoptera; Pyralidae. The transcript has 16 exons. Gene Ontology annotation, biological process: proteolysis; peptide catabolic process.
CCUGAUAAUCAUGGAUUAUAGAAAGACCACAUCAUUAUUGAUGAAACUUUUUAGUUUAUUUAUGUCGGUGUAGGAGUAAAUACAUAAAGAUAUGUAUAUACUCAUAAGUCUACUAAGUCUACUGGGCUUUGCAGCAGCCGUAUCAGUCACAGAAGUUCAACGAAAUGAUGAUUUAAGAGAAGCAACAUAUGUUUUACCCACCACGACCUACCCUACAUUCUAUGACGUACAACUUUUUAUAGACCCAAGCAAUGUAAAUUAUUUCUUCGGCAACGUUUCAAUAAGAAUAAUUCCUAAUGUAGGAACAAAUGUAAUAGUCAUACAUGCUAUGGCUAUGGAAAUAGAUAGUAUUGAAGUGUACAGUGACAGAGAUGUGAAUUUAGCUGUAGAUCUCUUCUCAACAUAUACUUUAGCUGACGAUGAUACUCAUAUGCUAAGAAUCAGUCUUUCGAGGGUUAUAGGUGCGUUGGAACCACAUGUCGUCAAAAUAAAUUACAAAGCAGAGUACGCUGAGAAUAUGUUUGGAGUAUAUGUAUCUACUUAUGAAGAAGAUGGCGAAACAGUAAACCUGGUGACCUCUCAAUUGCAGCCGACGUUCGCACGCAGAGCGUUUCCUUGCUAUGACGAACCUCACUUGAAAGCAAUUUUUAGGACAACCAUUUAUGCCCCUGCGGCUUACGACGUCGUCCGAAGCAAUAUGCCCGAAAGGAAUGAGACUCUAAAGGAAGAUGUCUCCGGCUGGGUCAAGCAUGAAUUUGAAGAUACACUAGUCAUGUCCUCAUACCUUCUUGCUUACCUCGUCUCCAAUUUCCACUACAUCUCGAACGACGACAACCCUAUCUACCGCAUCCCCUUUAGAGUCUACUCCAGACCAGAAACCUUGGAGUCUGCUGAUUUCGCUUUAGAUUUUGGCCAGAAGAAUAUGAUCGCUCUUGAGAACUACACAGAGUUUGAAUUCGCCUUCCCUAAGAUUGACAAAGCCGCGGUGCCUGACUUUGCAGCUGGUGCCAUGGAGAACUGGGGUCUAGUUAUUUACAGAGAGGUAGCUCUUCUGGUCACCGACAACGUCACCACAACAGCCACCAAACAGAACAUCGGUAGAAUAAUCUGCCAUGAGAACACGCACAUGUGGUUUGGCAACGAAGUCGGUCCUCUUUCCUGGACUUACACCUGGCUGAAUGAAGGUUUUGCCAACUACUUCGAGAACUUUGGUACUGAUCUGGUCCUGCCAGACUGGCGAAUGAUGGACCAGUUCGUGAUCGCCAUGCAGAACGUGUUCCAAUCUGAUGCUGUACUAAGCGUAAAUCCGAUGACACAUCCAGUGUACUCUCCUUCUGAGAUCCUUGGCACCUUCAACGCUGUUGCUUAUCAAAAGUCUGGUUCCGUGAUCAGAAUGAUGGCUCACUUCCUGACUCCAGAGAUCUUCCGCCAGGGCCUCGUAAUCUACAUUCGCAAUAAGUCCCGUGAAGCUGCUCACCCAUCCGACCUAUACGCCGCUCUUCAGGAAGCCCUGGACCAAUCAAACCACACGAUCCGCUGGCCAGUAGCUACCAUCAUGGAGAGGUGGACAACCCAAGGUGGAUUCCCAGUCCUUGGCGUGACGAGGUCCAGCCCGAGCGCCAAUUCGCUUGUCAUAAGCCAGGAGCGCUACCUGACUGAUCGUAGCCAAACGUCCAACGACCGCUGGCACAUCCCAGUCAACUGGGUGCUGUCAUCCGAUCCAGACUUCUCUGACACUGCACCACAACACUGGAUACCCGUAACAUUGCCAGCUGAGUCUGUAAAUAUUCCCGGACUGGGUGAAGCUGAAUGGUACAUCAUUAACAAACAACAGACUGGUUACUACAGAGUGAACUAUGACGAAGCCAACUGGCGUACUUUAGCCGAUGUUCUGAACUCCAACCACGAGGCUAUCCACCUUCUCAACAGAGCUCAGAUUGUGGAUGAUGCCUUCAACCUCGCCAGGACUGGACGUCUUCAAUACAACCUCGCUUUCGACAUCUCCCGCUAUUUGAUAGACGAGGAAGAUUACAUACCAUGGGCAGCUGCUAACGCUGCCUUCUCCUACCUCGACGUAGCUCUCAGCGGGGCUCCAGCUGUUCACCGAUUGUUCCAGAACUACGUGCUAAACCUAACUGCACCAAUGUACGAGAGCUUGGGUUUCAUAGCUGGAGACGAGAAGCAUGUCACUCCUUAUUUCAGGAACAUCAUACUAAACUUCAACUGUCGGCUCGGCAACGAGCGCUGCACGAAUAGGGCCUCUGAAAUUCUGCAGGCUUAUAGAGAUAACCCUGUUGCCAACCCCAUCAACCCGGACAUCCAAACCACCAUCUACUGCUCCACCCUCCGCGGCGGUAGCCGGGAGAACUUCGACUAUCUUUGGGGCCUCUACCAGGCCACCUCUGAUUCUAGCCAGCAAUCCAUCCUGUUGAACGCUCUCGGUUGCACCAACAACGUGGAGGCUCGUGAUUUUUACCUCAAUCAAGUGAUCGCCGACAACAGUCCAGUGCGAGAGCAGGACAGACACACCAUCAUUGUCGCAGUCACGAACGCCAGCCCUGAAAACACUGAUGCCGCAUUGGACUUCAUCAUUGAGAACUUCCAUCUCAUUCAACCCAGAGUUCAAGGCCUAACAGGAACCACAAACAUUUUGAAUGCCUUCUCUAGGACUCUAACAACUCCUGCGCAUGAAACUAAAAUGCAAACCUUCAUCGAACGUCACAACGCAAACUUCACGGCUGGCGAACUAGCUUCCAUCGCCGCCAUUGAAGAAAAUCUUUCAGCAGCCAUAAACUGGAUGUCUUUGAACUUCGAAGACGUAGACAAUUGGCUCGACCAGAAUUAUGGUACAGGAAGCGGCGCAAUGACUCUAAAUUCCAGUCUAUUUAUUUGUAUAUCUAUGAUCUUAGCUCUUUUCUACCAUGAUUAUAAAAAAUAAGUAUAUUGUUUUUAACUAUCUAUGUAUUGCUAAUCUUUUUUACUGAUGAUGUGCGAUGAAUGAUGUUUACACUCCUGUAAUUACGUUUAACUUUUUUAUAAAUUUUGAUUAAGUCACAAUUCAUUACCGUACUUAUAUAAUGUUCAUACCAGGUAGUUAUUGAAUGAAAGAAAUUUAAGAGUUCUUGCAACAAAAUGUGAUACAGUUCUUGGAUUUUAUAAAUAAAUAUUAAGAGUAAUA